UUCAGAGAACAGGUGUCUCGCGCAUGUUCCUUCCGAUCUUUCGACCAAGAGAGACAUUUUUAGGACAAUGCCUUGUUCCUGGAACUCCUUUACUCUUGACCGGAUUCGAGGGGCGGUCGCGCUUCACCGAUCGCGAGGCGGUACGCGGCCCUGUGUCAAUGAUGGAUCCUACGUUUUUGCCCCUUCAAGGCGGAGGCGGAGAUCUCGGAAGGAUAAAGGGAUUGCUUUCGAGGCCUCGUCGGGAAAUGGUGAGCUGCCGAGAUACGAUCCUGACUUCACUACAGAGAAUCAGGGUGUUCCUCCCCCGGGUGACUUCUUUGAUGAACUCCCUCCGGCGUUUUCCCGUGACGAGUCUUUGGACAACGAGGAGAGGGACAAGGUGACUGCGGAGGGUGCUCGCUUGGUCAACGAGGCCGUGAGAGUGUGGAACGCAUCGAUCGAUGGAAGUUUCCGUACUGCCCGGCUGGCCCGUUUCAAAGCGGAGGAAACGGAAAGGGAAUUCGCCAAGUAUCGGUUGGAGGUGGAGGAGCAAAAACGCCGGCAAGCCGAGGUCCAGGCUCGAGCCCUCGUUCGUGCGGAAAGGAGCGGGCGGAGAAGAGCUGCCGCCGAGCUGAACCGAAGGGCCGAAAUUUUCUCUACCGAAUUCGAAGCGUACAAAGAGGCUCAGGACUUUGUAGGCGAUUUUCGCGAGUGUCGUGGUUCGGUCGGUACUCUACACAAGAUGCAGCGUGAGGGUUUCUCUCUUUCCGGCGAACUUGCCGCGAUGGAUGGCUCGAUGAGAAUAUGCGCUAACGCCGAAUCCUUUGUUCCUCCGAUCGAAGGGAGAAUUCGAGAGUUGUGGAAUCCUAUCCAAGUCUCGGAAGAUACGGCGGAUGUAGGCGCGGGUUUGAAUGCAGGCGACGGGGGUGAAGAGGUCGACCAGCCCGACUCCUCGUUUGGAAUAUCUCUAACCGAUUGUUAUGCAUUCGAUUAUAAUUUGUGAUAGGCCAAGUGUGGCUGUUUGUAUGUAUGUGUUGCGACCCUUAGGAGGUCGCGUGACUUUGUGUUUCUCGGGAUUGGCCGUUGGUGGCUUUUGAAUCCCUGCUAUGAAUGCUUUUAUGAAUUCUGCGUUUUGAUUUAUACUUUCGUCAAGUGUAGAGGGUUUGAAUACGUGCAGUCACUUCGUAUUCAAUCUCUUUUUUUUGUCGCUUGAUCCGUAGGUUACUUUGUAGCGAACGUUAGGUUUGUAAGCGAUAAGAGGCAAAUUUUGGAAUCUCGUAUUCUGGAUACUUAUGCCUAUGAGAUGUCUUAGAUACCAGCAAGGCCGGGUUUAGGGCAAGACCUAGGUCUACUUUCGGACUGAAGCUGUGCGAUGACAAAUCGGCUUUCGUUUUGCCUGUUUGCGAUUUCGACCUGACUCGUACCGUUUUAGAAUCUGCGAAGUGCUUAUCGGCUUAUAUGAUUCGUUUGGAUACGAGUCGAGCUACUUCCUUUACGAAGAGCUAACC
Raphanus sativus (radish) is the source of this 1487-nucleotide messenger RNA. RefSeq lists its product as uncharacterized. NCBI's taxonomy places the organism in Eukaryota, Viridiplantae, Streptophyta, Magnoliopsida, Brassicales, Brassicaceae. Bases 68 to 982 code for a protein of 304 amino acids. The transcript has 2 exons. The record is from RefSeq and is a predicted model, not a curated record.